Molecule: messenger RNA, 1560 nt
Organism: Aspergillus puulaauensis
Lineage: Eukaryota; Fungi; Ascomycota; Eurotiomycetes; Eurotiales; Aspergillaceae
Product: putative acid phosphatase
Exons: 7
Coding region: 1-1560 (519 amino acids)
Biological process (GO): dephosphorylation
Molecular function (GO): phosphatase activity
Source: RefSeq, a predicted model, not a curated record
AUGACGACCCUUACCCCCCGCGAGCCUUACUCCCAGGAGGAGAUCAACAAGCUCUACCCGAAGGAAUUGAAGCUCCAGUUGGUUCAAGUUUUUCUGCGACAUGGCGAGCGCACACCGGUAUCUUCACGGUUUGAGAGUGCAGGACUUUCAUCAUACUGGCCUUACUGCAAUGUUGCCCGCCGCAUGGUCCAGAUGGUCGGCAGUAAUGAGGACCUCUCAUCCUGGAACGGCUUUCAAUGGCGAAGGAAGAUGGAAACUUUCGGUGACGAUGAUCAAACAAUAGUUACUGUCGGUGCAGGUGGUAACAUUGAAGGAAUUUGUCAACACGGUGAGUUAACGGAUAAAGGACGUGAAACAACCUAUCAGCUCGGCCAACGCCUGCGGAACCUCUAUGUGAACCAACUCGGGUUCAUGCCGAAGAUCAAGGGCGACACGGAAGACAUGUAUCUCCGUGCGACGACCAUUCCAAGAGCUCUGGAGUCCCUUCAACAAGCAUUCUGGGGAAUGUACCCCCCUAAUGCCCGUACGGAAGACCUGAAACCACCAACUAUCGUGGCUCGAUCUGUAUCCGAGGAGACUCUCUUCCCCAACGAAAGCAAUUGCCGGCGAUUCAGGCAGCUUGCUAGACUGUUUGCCGAUAGAGCUGCGCAAAAGUGGAACGACACCAAAGAAAUGGACUAUGUCAAUAGUGUUUAUGGCAAAUGGAUGCCCGAGCAUUCACCACGAGUGGCUGUAGACUCUCACCCACGUUUAUCUGGUAUUCAGGACACAAUAAAUGCAACAGAUGCCCACGGACCCGCCACAAGGCUCCCGUCGGAGUUUUACAACAAGAAGGCUCGAGCAUACAUGGAGGAUAUUGCCGUCGAUGAAUGGUUCACCGGAUAUAACGAGAGCACAGAGUACCGCAAGCUCGGCAUCGGUGCUCUGAUGGGCGACGUCGUCGACCGUAUGGUCACCACCGCUGUAGAUGGUGGCUGGCGCAGCGAAACCGCUGCCUCUGGAUCUUCAGCAAAAAAUGGCAAAGCGAUCAAGUUUGCCAUGAGCGGAUGCCACGACACGACCCUAGCAGCCAUUCUCGGCAGUCUGGGCGCCUCUGAUGGCAGAUGGCCUCCUUUCACUUCCUCCCUCGCCGUCGAACUCUUCUCCCCGGCAAACUCAUCGACCGAACCUAACACAAGCACUGGACCGACUGCAUCCAAACAAGGCGGUGGACUUUUCUCUUUCCUAUCCGGAUCAUCUUCGUCGACACCUGGCAAAACCCAUCUCCCCCCUUCUCCGACAGCCCGCGCACCCCUCUCGUCCCUCCCAGAUUCCGCACGCCAAUCCCUCCAAAAACACUACGUUCGCGUCCGCUACAACGACGAGGUGGUGCGUAUCCCCGGCUGUGCUGCCAAACCCCAGAACCAUCUACCCGGCGACGACACAUUCUGUACUCUUGACGCGUUCAAGGAAAUUGUUGACAAGUUCACGCCGAAGAGCUGGAGGAACGAGUGCGUUCAGAACUUGGGCGAGGGAAUGUACGGGAGGGAUGAUAAUGAGAAGGCUGUUUCUGGGUUUUAG